UGGUCUCUGGGCGGGGUAGCUCGUGCGGAUGCAGCUUUUUCCAUUACGACAAGCUGCACCUCAUCAAAUCAACGCACGCACGCACGCAAGCACGCACGCAAGCACCGACAAGACAAGAUGGGGAAAGUUAACGGCUGCCUCAAAUGCCUUUUUGUCUUCUUCAAUGUCAUCUUUGCUAUCGUCGGAUGUCUGCUGAUCGUUGCGGCGGUGAAGACCAGCAUCUACAAUGCGCAGCUGUUGGCGUUGGGCGCACCGGGCCUGGGCUGGCUGUGGGUGUUUGCCAUCGGCGUCCUGGCCAUUUCCUGUUUGGGGAUCUACGCGGGGAUCUCGGAGAAGGCGCUCGCCCUCAAGAUAUUUGCCGGCUUCAUGGUGGCGGGGAUGAUCAUCAUGCUGAUCUUCGGCAUCGUGGGGGUCGUCCUCAGGAACAAGGUGCGGCAGAUCCUCCGCAGCAGCUCGGCCGAGGUGGUCAAGCCCUUCAUGGCGGAGCAAACGUUUCGCGACAUGCUUGAGCAGCUGCAGGAGCCCGCUCGCUGCUGCGGCAUGGUGAGCGCCAGCGACUGGGGUGAAGUCAUUCCAAGGACGUGCGAGUGCAGACCUGGACUGGACGGCUUCGGAGGUCACGGCAUCUUUGGCCAUUCCGGAUGCCAAGCCAGACCUCAGGGAACCACUGGCCCCAACCGGAUCUACCAGCAAUCCUGCAGCGAGCUCAUCGUCAUCUACAGCGACUUCAUCUUCAACAUCAUCAUCGGCUUCCUCUUCGCCUUUGCCGUCACGGCGCUCCUUGGCCUGCUGAUCGCCCUCCUGAUGAACCACCAGAUCAAGCGCCACGAGCAGGCCGGAGCCUCGUCCGUCGCCAUGAAGGCUUACUGACGGACGGACGGGGCCACCUUUUACCGGCGAGCGCGCGGCGCCACAAAGUGUAUAAGAAAAGUUUUCAGCCGCCUGCCUGCACCCUCGCGAGACGUUUGCGCUCUCUCUCGCUCUCUCUCUCUGUCUCUCUCUCUCUCGCUGCAGCCAUUCCUAUCAUAUUCAGCGCAAAGGCAUCCAACUGUGUUUUGGGACAUUUUUACAAGUGAACAACAUUAAAGUGUAUCCCAAAGUGU
Syngnathus acus (greater pipefish) is the source of this 1103-nucleotide messenger RNA. Its product is annotated as tetraspanin-8-like. NCBI's taxonomy places the organism in Eukaryota, Metazoa, Chordata, Actinopteri, Syngnathiformes, Syngnathidae. Gene Ontology annotation, cellular component: membrane. The transcript has 9 exons. Bases 118 to 870 code for a protein of 250 amino acids. The record is from RefSeq and is a predicted model, not a curated record.